CGCGUAACGCCGGACUGAAAUUUCCGAUCAGUUUCGGGGCUCGAAGUCGCAGACGCAGAGAGGAAAAGGAAGAAGAAGAAGUCCAGAGAAGGUAGCUUCAUCUUCAGGCUCGAGCUCGCUUUCGCGGUAGGUAGCAAGCAAUCGAGAGGAAGUCUUUCCGAGCCGGUUCGAGCUUCGCGUUUUUCGCUCGGGUGAUGAGAUCGUGAAGGGGAAGGGAGGGAGAAAAGAGUCAUGGGAGCUGAAGCAGAGGUCGUGUGUCGACAGAGCGUGCCCGCGCUGGAAGUGCGGCACUUCGCGGCGGUCGAGGAGCUGGUCACGAUCAACUCGCCGCUCUCGCAUCCGGCCGUCGAGAGGGUCGAGAGGGUCCGCGUGUCGGAGGCCGUCCCCGCUCCUCAAGCGGAAAUCACAUUGGCAGAUAAUACUCCCGAUCCGUUUCCAGAGUCAAUUGUUCCGCAGUUUGUGCCUAGUAUUCGUUCUGGUAGCUUUGCAGAUAUUGGGCCCCGGAGAUUUAUGGAAGAUGAGCACAUUUGCAUGGAUGACUUGUCCACGCAAUUGGGAUCACCUUACCGGUUUCCUAAACCAAGUGCUUUUUACGGGUUGUUUGAUGGUCAUGGAGGAGCUGAAGCAUCAGCCUUCAUCAGAAAAAAUUUCAUCAGACUCUUCUUUGACGAUGCCAAAUUUCCUCAGUCAUCUGAAGUUAACGACUCAUUCUUAAGUGAGGUCGAGAAAUCUCUCCGAAAAGCAUUUCUUCUCGCGGACCGUGCUUUGGCGGACGAUGCUAGCAUCAGUAGUUCUUCUGGCACUACAGCUCUCACUGCUUUGGUACUUGGAAGGCUUCUCAUGGUGGCCAAUGCUGGUGACUGCCGUGCAGUUCUCUGCCGGAGAGGCGAAGCCAUUGACAUGUCCCAAGACCAUAAACCAAUACACCCUUCAGAACAGAGGCGAGUCGAAGAACUGGGUGCUUUUGUCGAAGAUGGGUACCUGAAUGGUGUCUUAUCGGUCACUCGGGCUCUGGGCGACUGGGACGUGAAGUUCUCUCAGGGCUCUCCCUCGCCUCUGAUUUCCGAGCCAGAGUUCCGGCAAGCUCUCCUAACGGAGGACGACGAAUUCCUCAUAAUAAGUUGUGAUGGGAUCUGGGAUGUGAUGUCCAGUCAGCAUGCUGUCAAUGUCGUGCGCCGUGGCCUCCGCCGGCACGACGACCCAGAACAGUCUGCGAGGGAUCUCGUCAAGGAGGCGCUGCGCCUCAACACGUCCGACAACCUCACGGUGAUCGUCGUGUGCUUCACGCCGCUCGAUCAUUGGGAGCAGCCAUCACCUAGGCCGCGGAGGUUGAGGUGCUGCAGCUUCUCAGCCGAGGCAAUAUGCAGUUUGAGGAACCUGUUGGAUGGCAGCGGCAGCCAUUGAUGGUGCAUAACGAUUCUUCUAUGAAAGUUCCAUUCGCCCUGGGGGGAGCCUGGAAUUGCAACUGUUGCUUCGGCUUGCUUCGAGUGGGGUUGGCCCCGAAGACGAGUUCAUUCAAACCGUUGCUUCGUGUACAUAAUCUGUAACGAGCGAGACGCUUUGAUGGUGUGGUACAGCUGAGUUUUGGGUCAUCCUGUCCGCGGAUGGACCUUUUCGAUGUUCUCAUUGCUUACGUGGGUUGUGGUGUAUAUAUCGCAGUACCUAAUAAAAUCAUUUAUUCGUCCUCGA
This is a messenger RNA of Eucalyptus grandis, 1689 nucleotides long. RefSeq names its product probable protein phosphatase 2C 49. NCBI's taxonomy places the organism in Eukaryota, Viridiplantae, Streptophyta, Magnoliopsida, Myrtales, Myrtaceae. Gene Ontology annotation, biological process: protein dephosphorylation. The record is from RefSeq and is a predicted model, not a curated record. Bases 232 to 1404 code for a protein of 390 amino acids. Gene Ontology annotation, molecular function: cation binding; protein serine/threonine phosphatase activity. The transcript has 4 exons.